Molecule: messenger RNA, 668 nt
Organism: Paecilomyces variotii
Lineage: Eukaryota; Fungi; Ascomycota; Eurotiomycetes; Eurotiales; Thermoascaceae
Product: putative magnesium and cobalt transport protein and translocase of inner mitochondrial membrane
Exons: 2
Coding region: 124-396 (90 amino acids)
Source: RefSeq, a predicted model, not a curated record
CGCGGAAGUGCCCUUUGCAAUUCAAUUACCAUUCGAGUCCAAACAGAAAAUAUCACGAGACUUCGUCAAUUAACUGAAGCAAGAGAAGUUCCGCUUUUUUUUUCAUAUCUACAACAAGCAAUCAUGGACAGCCAAGCUCAAAUCGACAUUUCGAAGCUCAGCGCUUCCGACCGCAAGGAACUGAACCAGUUCCUGACGAACGAGGCUCAGAAGUCCAAUAUUCAGCAGACCGUCCACCACCUCGCCGAUGUUUGCUGGAAGAAAUGCAUGACCGGCAAGAUUUCCUCUGGCCGAUUGGACCGAACCGAAGAGGCAUGCGCUAAUAACUGCGUUGAGAGAUGGAUGGAUGCCAACCUGGCUGUUUUGAAGCACUUGGAGUCGCUACGAGGACAGUAAAUGCAUACAUAUAAUCAUAUGUCAUUGUCUGUUACCAUGGAGGAGGAGGAGGGAGGGAAUAAGAAAAGAAUGUGGUCUUCUUUUUGAUUGAUUGAAGGAAGAAGACUGGGAUUCUUUUCUCUUUUUCUUUCUUUUUGUUGAAUACUGUAUAUUACUAUCCGAUGCGUACCAUGAAACGUUAAUAGGGCAUGCGUGGACAAAACGGGUGAUUGGCAAAUCUUAAUGACCACUUUACUUUGAAUAUAUGUCUAGUAAUUGAAGUCUAACAGGGU